AUAACCUCGGCUCCAUUGAAGCGCGAGCGCUCGCGCAUGCGCACUUCGUCGCGUGCGCUCUGCUGCAGUGACAGUGUAGAUCAGUGUUUAGCUUUUAGCCACCGGGCCUCGUACUGCAGCACGGUUCAGGCCAAAUCCUGACCACAUGUGACCAGAUCCCAACAAAAAGCCGAUCUCAAAAAAAGGAGGUGGAGGACAAACAGGUGGUUGACAACAGAAAGUGGGACAGACAUGGGCGAUUAUGAAAAUGUGAAAGCAGAGGAGCUGCUUGUUUCGUCAGAGGAGCAGCAGCAAUAUGUAAUUCUGCCCUGUCCCACUGACAGUCAUCAGCAUUGUCUGACUGGGGAAUCUCCCCUUUUAAAUGACUCAAUGAAUGAGAAAAAGAGAAAGGCAGAGGGAGGGACUGAUGACAUGAUGGAGCAGACAGAUGAGGACCAAACCAUCCUGCCAGCACAGAGGACCAGUAUGCCAACCAUGGAACCAGUACCUUUGCAAACUACUGACGAAAUAAAUCAGAAUGUACCCUGUAAGACCGGGGAAACAGAAUUCAUGGAAAUGCUUAAACAGGACAAUAAAUUAGACUUUCCCACAUCUGAAGCUGAUGCUGACCAGGACCCAGACUGUGACCGGAAGAUCAAUCCCGAUGGCAACCACCAGGGCUCACGCAUGUUCUUUUGUCAGCACUGUCAAAGGCGAUUUACCACCAAGCAAGGCCUGGAAAGGCACAUGCAUGCAAUGUCAUCCUGCCACCAACAGAUAUUUAAAUGCCGCUUCUGCAGAAAGUGUUUUAGUACACAGUUCUGCCGUCGACGACAUGAGAGAAGACAUAAUAACGGCAAUAGAAGGACAGGUGGUCUCAUAAUUAGCCCCGCUCCCCAGGUUGUUCACGAGACUCAAGGAAUUGUCUCUUUGGAAAAGGAAGACGAACUUUCCCUGACCUCCCAGGUGGUCAGUAACUUUCCUGUGCCUGAUUUAGAGGUAAAAGAUGAUUCGGAUGAAUUUAGAGAGACUAAGUGCUUGUUUGUCUGUAAGUACUGCAAGAAAUCAUUUGGAACUCACACCAGCUUGCGAAGGCAUGAGCGCAGGAUACACGAGCGCCGUCUGUUACCGAGAGGAGCCUGUCAGAAAGUUGUGAAUUCUCAUGAGGUUAAAAUUCAGAGUUCUGGUGGUGGACCAGAAACCUCUUCCAAUGCACAGCAACACAGCAAUGAGGUAAGACAAGAAGAGGAGUAUAUGGUUGAUAUUUCUGGCAACAUUUCAGAGAACCUUAGCUUCUACAUUGAUGGCAAGAUCAUCUCCACCAGUGCUGUCACCAACUGUGAAGUGAUGGAGCUGAAUUCUGCUGCUGCUGUGAUUGGUUUGGAUGCCUUAAUUGUCAAUCCUGCUCAAAUUACACAGGCUUUUAAAAUUGAAUCUAAUGACUGCAGUAUGACUUCUGACCUUAGUGGUCAGUCCUCUAGCAGAAGGAGGACAUCUACACCACCUUUAUUGCCACAAAUCAAAACAGAAUUGGAGUCUGAAUCUAUCUUAACAACACCUUCCUCUACCUCCGAAAGUACACUGAUUGGCACGGUUUUCCCCAGAACAUUAGAGACCAUUGUUUUACAAAAAGAGAAAACUAUUUAUCUGUCCCCCAAGCUAAAGCAGCUCUUACAAAACCAGGACAGCAGUAAGUCAUCAUUUUCUCUGAUCACUGAAGGCCAAAAACUCUGUCCACCUUUACCACUAACACUUUUACCUGCAACAAGUAGCAGGUUUAAAAGAAGGACUUCAUCCCCACCUCCAAACUGUCCACAGCAAAGCAGUGCAUCAAUGCUGAAAUCCAGUGUUGAGCAGGAAACUGAUUCUUCUGCACCUAAAAUGCCAAAGAUAGACAGCCACUGCACAUCUGCAAUGAGUCUAUCUAAAAAAGAAGAAAUGGGAACCGUAAAUCUAGCCCCAAACAAUAAUGAAACCAGUCAGGAGCUAUUGGACUGCUCUGCAUCAGGAACUGGUGGCAGGUCAUGCAAUCAGCAGCCAUUAGAUCUCUCCAGUGCUGUGGGUAAGAGAGAGAGUGAGAUCUUAGCUGAUUGUGUUCUGGAUCUGAGCAUGAAUAGAAAGAGUACAGAGUCUGACUCCGCUGGAUGUUUUGCUUUACAGACAUCAGUUAGGAAGACUAAACCCAACUCAAGCAUGUUGGAGAAAGUAUUGCUAAACCAGUAUGCUGUAGUAGAUGUUUCUGCACCAGCAGAUGGCAUUAUCAGUGCUCCUACUGCAACCGAUCUAGCAGCAAUAGCUGUGUCUGAGCCAGUUCUUGAGAACCAUGAAAAUGUUGUGCUUGAACAGGCUCCACCCUCUACUCCUUCACUGAAUGCGACACCUUCUCUGCCAAAUUCUGCUACACUGAACACUUCUUCAGCCAAACCUAUUUUAACUACUCAAGAGCCCACAGAGAUAUUCCUACCAGCACAGACAUCCAUAACCAAUCAAGAGCUUCACCCGAUCUGCUCCACUGCUCAGUCCUCAAGUCCUGUAGUGCUCAGUGGACCUGUGGAACUUUCUGUCGGAAGUUCAUUGGCAGCAUUUAAUGUGUCUCUUCCCAAUUGGCUUAAUACUGCCCCUGGAAGUGUGACCCAUGCGCUCAUCCCCACAACCCCAACACUAAGUUUACAAAGUCCUCAGUUUCUUACAGAUGCAUCUGUGUGUGAUCUAGCACAAAGGACCCUGGUGAUUGAUUCUGUCUUGUCACCUGAAACACAGCUUAUUUCUCCUGUGUUGGUAAACCAGUCUAACAUCAGUUCCCUCAGUUUUUCUCCGAAUGUUGUUGUUAUUGAGUAUACUGUUGCACUGGAGUCCUCUAACGCUACCCCCUUUCCCCAAGCUAAUGCUGUGGACUCUGAUUUUGAUAAAACAUCACCAGAUCACACUGAUACACAAAAACCCCAGCCAUCUCAAUUAAAGACUUCAAACACUGAACCAUCAGUUCCAGAACUGCCAGAGACUGGCACUGUUGAGGCUCAAGAUGAAGCAUCUGACUCAUCAUCUAUUGAAGGAUCAUUGGAGAAUGAUGCAGUACUGCCAUUACUUGGUUCCAGUGUUUCACAAAAUGUGGAGACAACUGUGGAGCUUGCAGAAAAUGCAUCCUCCACUGAGAAUUUUAAAGUUGAAAUUUCAGACUUGUCCAUCCAGCACAACCCUCUGAAUGACGAAAUUGCCCUGCCUCCUUUAUGCAAGCGCUUUAUGUGUAAUGCCUGUGAUGAGCUCUUCCAGUCCAUGAAGGGCCUAAGUCAGCAUAUUGGUGAACACUCAGACACUUGGCCAUAUAAGUGUGAGUUUUGUGUGCAACUGUUUGAGACAGACACAGAUUUAUUUGAGCACCGAUCCAGUUAUCAUGGCAUUGGUAAAAUCUAUGUCUGCAGAAUAUGCUCCAAAGAGUUUGCCUUUCUUUGUAACCUAGAGCAACAUCAUCGAGAUCUCCAUCCUGGACAGGAGUGCUCUCACACUGAAGUAGAAAAUGGUAAGUUAAGACCUGAAAACCAUAAUAGUCCAGUGAGAUCUGACACGGUUACCACAGAGUGUCCUUCAAUAGACAAGUGUGGCCCGUCCUUUGAAACAGCUCUAAAACCAGAGCCUGGCAACAUCUCUGAAAACACUACUGAGGAGUUAUACACUACCAUCAAGAUUAUGGCAUCUGAAGGUGUCAAGCCUAAAGGUACAGAUGUAAGGCUUGGUAUUAACCAGCAUUAUCCAAGCUUUAAGCCACCUCCAUUUCCAUAUCACAACCGAACACCAGUUGAACCAACCACCACAGCCACUAACUUCACCACUCAUAAUAUCCCACAGACUUUCAGCACUACAGUUCGCUGCACCAAGUGUGGCAGGGGUUUUGACAACAUGCCCGAACUGCACAAGCACAUAUUAGCCUGUGCUAAUGCGAGUGACAAAAAACGCUACACUCCAAAAAAGAACCCCAUUCCACUCAAGCAGUUUGCAAAAGUGCAAAAUGGAGUUUUGUUGCCUGCAAGAGGAGUCAACCUUAGGCAGAAUGUCUCCCAAAAGCUACCAAAAAAGCCCCAAUGCCAUGAGUCAGAAGCUAAGACAAAGCUGGGUUCUCAUAGUAAGAGGAAAUCUAUGUGGAUACAGAGAGGCAGGCCAGUAGGGCGAAAGAGUUCACAGGAAGAGCUGGAGGUUUAUGUUUGUCCUCAUUGCAGCAGGGAGUUCACUUACCAUACCAGCCUGAAGAAACAUAUGGCUUUCAGCUGCCCAAUGAAGCCUAUUUGCAGGAAGCCUCCAAAAAGAAAAGGUAGCAUGGCACCAACACAGGAAAACCAUGGACGGGUCCACACACGGGUAUCAGAAGUAAUAAUGAAGCCACAAAGGUUAAACCAAGGACAGAAAUCAUUAGCAAAAACACAACCCAAUGAGCCUGGUUCAGCCAGCAGUGUGAAUCUACCAGUCAAGGCUCAUAUUGGCAAAGGAAAAUUUACUGUCCGUAAUUACAGGCCUAAAACAUCCGAUAUUCUCUCAAGCUCUGCAGAUCACAUAAGUAAAAAAAGUAGACUCAUUCUGAUGGAAACCAUUCAGUCACCAAUAGCGUCAAAGUCUUUAGUAGCACUAGGGAAAUCUCAGCAGCAGAGCAAUGGGGUACACUGUUUGGAGAGCAAAAUAAAGCAACGAGAUAUAGAGUUGAAGCCCAGCACAGAGGAACAGUUCUCUCUGCGAGUGAGAGGUCCCAUUACUCGCAGUCUACAGCAUGUUUCAUCUAAUGUCACAUCCAAUACUAACAAAAAAGCUAACUCGACUAAUCCAACCAAAUCCUUUGUCCAGACAGGUGAUCAAAAUGUCACUCAUCAAGCAGUUGUAGAGUCAAAAAAAUUGAAUUAAAGUAUAAAAAAAAAAAAACAAGCAUUAACAAUGAAACUUUUGGCCUUGAUCUAUGGUGAGGCUAUCUGUAAAUCUUAUCUACUGAGUUAUAUGUUUUUUUAAUAGAAAACUUUAACAUUAUAAGGAAACCUUGGUGAGAAUGGUUGCAAAUUAGAUUUCUUAACUGUGCUCAAACCUGCAGUGUCCUUUUAACAAGGGUACUUGUUUAUAGUAAGCUAACAAGACAACGUCUGUAGCAUAAAUACAUUCAUAAAUAUCACCUAAAAUCGUUUGAACCUGUAUUCAUCUUUCUAGUCCUUAUAUACCCAACACUGCAUAUUUCUCUAUUUUCCUGUCUCAUUAACAAACUCCAUGCGGUUUAUUAGUAAGUAUGGUGAGAGUAUAAAAAGAAACAAAAAAGCAUUUUUAUAUAGUAUAAUCCUUUGCAAAUUGGCCAUGUAUAACUAAAUGGUUUAAAAAGUGGUUAGAUUAGACCAACAUUACAUUAAAUUUCAGAUCAUAUGCCUAAAAAUAUGUUAACAGAGUGAUCAUGAUCCUAUUGGCAUGAUGCAACCUCAUGCCACUAAUCUGGUCUGAAAUAUUCCUAUAAAAUCUAUUAUUAUGUAUGAACUAAUGAUAAGGGCCUCCAGUAAUUUCUCAUAGAAUGUUGUAGAUUAUAUAAUGUUUAUCUGUCCUUAAAUUUGUUUUGUAUUAAACCUGAUACCCCAUAUCUAAAUAAUGCACUUAUUUUGUAUAGUUUAUAAAUGUCAGCUUUAAACUGUUUCCAUAUGUUCAACAAUAGUAUGAUCAGUGCUAAAGCUAUUAUUACUGCUUCUCAGUUGGAAACAUCUUGUUUCUAAACUAACUGAAAACGAUCAAAAGACUUAAUAAAAGUCAAACACUUUUCUUUAUUAUUUAUGCACUUUAUUACAAUACAAUCAUUAGUGUCAGAAUGCAAUAAUUGGCUAUUACUGAAGACGUCAUUGAAUUACUAAAUAUUAAUUUCAUAGCAAACGAAUAUAUGUAAACUCCUCAUUUGUUAAUCGUAGAAUGCACCAUUUAUCUGAUAUUUAUUUUCAUACAUGUAAAUGUGGUGGCUGGUAGAUUUGAUUUGUGUUUAAAGGUGCAUUUUCUGAUAAGCAAAAGUGAGUGACAUAGUGUUAACAAAAAUAAAGCAAGUAAGACUGGGUCAGCAUGCCACUUUUUACCACAUCACAAUGUGUUCUAUCACUGUAAAUGGGCCAACAUCUGAGACAGGAAACAUGCAGUCUGUUCUGAGACUAGACUCUUAAGCACAUACAAUGUAGCAUUUGUUGUGUUAAUUAUAUUGGUGUCCUUCUGCGUAUAUGUUUGAAAAACAAUUGUUCUGUGAUUUGCACAAUCUGUGUUUAUAAGCCUAUAAUGUGUUGAAUUUUGGGAACAGUACUGUCGAUAAUAUUUGGGGGAAAACACCUAGAGAAAAGCCUUAUACUUUUCUGAUAAGAACGUAGCUCUGCUGAGGCAAGCUGCUAUACUGAUUAAUUAUAUUUUGCUUUAGCACUGAAGGACUAGUAUUAGAUUAGGAUCUGUGUAAAUAUGUCACUAACAGGGUUUUUUCGUUGUUGUUGUUGUUACGAGUUAUAAUGGGUAAAUGAACGGUAAUAAGGGUUCACUGGUAUAUGUUUACAUUAGGGCCCAUCACACAAAAAUGGCCUGCUGAUUAGCUGAAAUAAUAAGUUGCUUUUUGUAUAUAAUAAAAUGCUAGUAAAAAUUGAAGUACAUAAGCAAAAGUAUACAGUCUCAAACUUGAAUACUGCUGGUUAUUAAACAGCAGUUUCAAUCAGAUUGUGGGUUGAGACUUAAUUGUUACCUUGUAAACAAAAUGACUUGAUUUAUUUCAUAAAUGCUAGUUUUAUUUUAAAUCACCUUUUUUUGCACAUUGUAAUUCAGCAUAUACUCUACCAUGAACAUCAAAUAUCCUGCUCUCGAGCUACCAAUCUAAAGUCAUGACACGUACUUAACCUGAUGGAGAAGCUGUGAAUUAAAAGGAUCUAUUAAUCCUAAUUUACUUGUGAUAUAUUUGUGGAAAACUAAUGUUAACCUCUGAAGCAUGUUUCUGUUUGAGCCGCAGUGCUUUUGAAAUGCUGUUAUGUAUGUUAAUAAACUGCUCUGUGAUAAA
Messenger RNA from Silurus meridionalis, 7000 nucleotides. It is a transcript of the gene prdm2a, whose product is annotated as PR domain containing 2, with ZNF domain a. The record is from RefSeq and is a predicted model, not a curated record. Gene Ontology annotation, cellular component: nucleus. NCBI's taxonomy places the organism in Eukaryota, Metazoa, Chordata, Actinopteri, Siluriformes, Siluridae.